Molecule: messenger RNA, 569 nt
Organism: Morus notabilis
Lineage: Eukaryota; Viridiplantae; Streptophyta; Magnoliopsida; Rosales; Moraceae
Product: 60S ribosomal protein L30
Exons: 5
Coding region: 63-401 (112 amino acids)
Cellular component (GO): cytosolic large ribosomal subunit
Molecular function (GO): RNA binding; structural constituent of ribosome
Source: RefSeq, a predicted model, not a curated record
CCUCCUCUUCUCCGCAGAGACGACUCCACCAGGUAAGUUCGGACUCCGUUUCAUCUGCAACAAUGGUGACCGCGAAGAAGACCAAGAAGACCCAUGAGAGCGUCAACAACAGGCUCGCUCUGGUUAUGAAGAGCGGCAAGUACAGCCUCGGUUACAAGACUGUUCUACGCUCUCUUCGCAGCUCCAAAGGGAAGCUGAUUAUAAUCUCCAACAACUGCCCGCCUCUGCGAAAAUCGGAGAUCGAGUACUAUGCCAUGCUUGCCAAGAUUGGGGUUCACCAUUACAAUGGAAACAAUGUCGACCUGGGGACAGCUUGUGGCAAGUAUUACCGCGUAUCAUGUCUUAGCAUUCUCGAUCCAGGUGAUUCCGACAUUAUCAAGUCACUGCCUGGUGAUCAGUGAGAAACACAUGGAUUUUACCUCUUCAUCAAAGUAGCACUCUUUCUCUAAGGCUUUUGGUAUUGUUUUUUUCUGUUAUUGGAAUACUUCCCCAAUUUGUUUUGUAUCGACAGUUUUGUUUUACAUAUAGAGGACUUGUUCUUUAUUGAAUUCCUUUAUUGUUUUGCUUGA